Messenger RNA from Trifolium pratense (red clover), 1345 nucleotides. RefSeq lists its product as uncharacterized. The record is from RefSeq and is a predicted model, not a curated record. Lineage: Eukaryota; Viridiplantae; Streptophyta; Magnoliopsida; Fabales; Fabaceae. The coding region runs from base 149 to 1159 and encodes 336 amino acids. The transcript has a single exon.
UAUGUUUAUGUCACUCUGUCACCCACAUCCAAAUUCCUUUACUUUACUACCCUCUUCUUAUAAACCUUAAUCUUAGUAUAUUUAUUAUAUACCACUUCCAACCUUCCCCGACACCAAACAUUCCAAACCAAAACUGUUCCUCUAUUAGAUGGCAACAAACAGUGUCCAAGAAAAACAGAACCAUCCAAAAGAAGAACCAGAAGAACAUGAAGAAGCAUUGUCACUUUGUGAUCUUCCACUAUCUCCAAACCAAUUAUCAACUAAAGAAGAACAACACUCUCACAUCAAUGAAAAACAAGAAGAAUUCAAUUUUCAUUCAUGGGUUGGUUUCUUUUCAACAGAACCAAAAAUGUGUGUAGCUGAUGAAGUUUUCUUCCAAGGUCAAAUUCUUCCAUCACGUUUCUCAUUCAGCUCCGAAGCCGGCUUAUUAACAACAAAAUCACUAUACCAACAACAUGAUGGUAAGCAAUUCAAUUCCAAAUUCAAUCAAUGCAAAUUCAACGAGUUUCGAAGCAAUAGUAGUACAAGUCAAAACUCGAAUACAUCAACUAGUACUAGUUCUACUACAACACCAAUAGUUUCAAAUUCAAUUUCUUCAAAAUCCAAAGUUAGAAACCAAUUUCACACACAUCCAAGUCCAAAACCUCAGUUAAAAUCAUCUUGUCCAAGAAAAUCGACAACUCAAAGUAGAAAAUCAUCGGUAUGGGAAAUUUUUCGAUUAGGCGUGGUCCCUACGCCAGAAAUAGAAUUACAAGACCUCAAGGUUCGUAGUAGUAAUAAAAAUUGUGUCAGUCGUAAUAGUAGUAGCAGUAGUAGUAAUAAUAGUACUUUAAAUGAUAAAGGUGGCAAAAUGAGUAAGAAAAAUGAUGUUUUCAAACACUUUGUUGGUAAACGAGGUGGUUUGUUGAGUGGUUGUGAUUGUUCAAUUGAAACGGUAAAAUUUGACAUGGUGAUGAACAAAGGUGAAAACAAAAGUGGAUAUAAUGCAGAAAGUACUAGGAAGCAUGCCAUGAAAGAAAAAGUUAUGGAGUGGAAGAAACAGAAGCAAAGGCAAAAGCAAGGGAAAAAGGUCAUGUCACGUCGUAGAACGUUUGAAUGGCUUAAAGAGUUGCAUGCAAAUCAUGUUGAUGAAGAGGCAUUGUUAUCAAAUCCGUCAUGAAUGGUGGUGGUGAAUCGGAUCUUCUGCUGCAGAUAUAGACCGAUUAAAUUGAGAGAAAUUUAUCUCCAAAUCUAACCGGCCCUAUAGCUGCAGCACCAUAGUGUAGUUGUAGAGAAUCCAUAUCCGGUGUUGUUGGACCUUAGGUUUCUUGUAUUAAUGAAUUUAUGCAAUUUAGUCAUUUGAUUU